Messenger RNA from Zea mays, 433 nucleotides. RefSeq lists its product as uncharacterized. The record is from RefSeq and is a predicted model, not a curated record. The transcript is spliced from 2 exons. Bases 23 to 433 code for a protein of 136 amino acids. Lineage: Eukaryota; Viridiplantae; Streptophyta; Magnoliopsida; Poales; Poaceae.
GACGAGGUAGCGGGCUAGCGGGAUGGCGUCGCCGGUUGUAGCGGAUCUUCCUCGGCGUCCUCUCCUCCUCGGCCGCCACUCCCCACACUCGCUUCCCGUGGGCUGCGCGGGUGAAGGAGUGCGCGCGUGCGUACGUGCGGGUGGUUGGACUGGGAUCUACUGCUGGGUGGGGCGCGGGAUGGCGUCGUUCGCUGUGUCCGGCGCGAGGCUCGGGGUCGUGCGGCCUGGCGGCUCGGCGCGAUCUGGCGGGGAGCGGAGGAGUGCGGUGGACUUGCCGUCGUUGCUCUUCAGGAGGAAGGACGCCUUCUCUCGCACCGUUCUGAGCUGCGCUGGUGCUCCUGGAAAGGUGCUGGUGCUUGGAGGUGGCAGUGAUGACUUGCUUUCCUCCGCAGAGCCUGUCGUGGACACUCAACCUGAAGAACUACAGAUUUGA